AUGACUUCGCGUAACCGAAUACCUCACCAACUUGAACCGUAUCUCCGGUUGCCACCCGAGGCAAGCCUUAUAGUCUUGACCAGUACACUGGGCUGUAGUGCAACAUGGCUCACUGCACGAUUCGUGAGUUCAUUGCUGGACUAUACGGACGAUGAAGGUGGCGAGACAGCGGUAGUCUUAGCGAGCUGGCUAAGAGAUGCUUCAUGGUGGAAGCAAGAGCUCCGAAGAGCGGCAGGUACCGAUGUGGCAAAAUCUGUCGAAAGCAAACGGCUUACGAUUGUCGACUUCCUCUGCAACGAUAACGGGACGGUUCUGGACACCAUCGAAAGCACUCUACGUACGGCAAUUACCACAGCGAAGCAAGGAACGCGCAAAGUAACGCUCAUCCUCGAGAAUCCAGACACCCUGCUAGCCCUUGGCCAAACCACCGCACUAACACUGAGCCAAGUGCUGCUCAAACUGCGCACUCUCGUCCACGCCACAGCGGUGGUACUAUCAGCCGACCUCCCCUUACUGGAAGCCGCCUCAGAGCACGCCGAGAAAGUCCCAACACCCAUCGAGGCCGAGACUGCAGCUUUCGCCGUCCAGCAGGCGCACCAAGCUGGUUACGUUAUAAGUGUGCGGGAGCUAGACACGGGUGCCGCGCGAGAUGUGAGUGGUGUGUUGCGCGUCACUAUGGGAGGCGGUGUCUAUGGGGCUGCGGAGGGAACGCUUGCUGGCAAGGAGAUGGAGGCGUUGUAUCUUGUUCAACGGGAUGGGAACGUCAAAGUUUUUGAGCGAGGUUCUGCGACCUUCUGA
This is a messenger RNA of Baudoinia panamericana UAMH 10762, 798 nucleotides long. RefSeq lists its product as uncharacterized. Gene Ontology annotation, cellular component: elongator holoenzyme complex. The record is from RefSeq and is a predicted model, not a curated record. Gene Ontology annotation, biological process: tRNA wobble uridine modification. The transcript has 2 exons. NCBI's taxonomy places the organism in Eukaryota, Fungi, Ascomycota, Dothideomycetes, Mycosphaerellales, Teratosphaeriaceae. Bases 1 to 798 code for a protein of 265 amino acids.